AAUUGUGGAAUAUUCUCGUUUGGAGUUUCAAGUCUGCGCGGUCUGUACUCGCGCUCCCUCUACUGCCCUGUAUGAAUACUGUCUUCAUUUAAGACACCUUAAAAAAAAAAAAAAAAAAAAAACUUGGCACCAAACGGCCGCCCGGCUUCUUCAUCCCGUUGGAAUCUCAGGAAUACAAAGUUCUUAUCUCGCUCCACACGUUGCUUGUCGGUGACUAUUGUCAAAGAGCAUUGUGUUUGCGUGAGCGAGCGCGCGGGAGGCGGAGAGCGCGCGUAUAUAAGCGCUUCUGUACAGGGGUGUGCUCGAGAAUACAGAAAGAUGCACAAGUGCAUUAAGACUGCAGCUUUAUAGUGCAACACUCAACCCUUUUAGCUGUUUGCGAGUUUAUUGGAUUAUCACCAUUUGUGCCACAUCAAGGACUUGCAUAAGAUUAAAUAAAAUGGAUUUGAGGAUUAUUUUUCCAUUGUUGUCCAUGCUGUCAUCUGGAAUUUUUGAUUUGGUUGCUCCAGCAUCUUUGGGUCAUGACACAGCACAAGACACAUCAAUCUCGUGCGACACCAGGACUAAGAGAUGUUCCUGCGCAAGUUUUAUGGAUAAAGAGUGUGUCUAUUUUUGCCACCUGGACAUAAUAUGGGUCAACACACCAGAGCGAACAGUGUCAUAUGGACUUGGAAACGCUCCACGUAAGAAGCGCUCAGUAACAGAACCUGUUGUGUCCAAGUCACGCUGCAAAUGUGCAGAUAGUCAAGACAAAACAUGCUCUUCAUUUUGUCAGCUGGACAAUUCCUUACAGCAUAAAGCAGCAUCAGACAAGGCAAUCCAUGCCGCCCAGGGCCAAGAUUGUGCCAAGAAGCAAUGCAAAAACAAGCUGGCAGACAAACAGACAAAGAUUAGACGGAUGAAAAACACAAAACAGAUUGGUGACAUCCUCUCCAAGGUGAGGGCCAUCAAGAGGAUCCAUCUUCUCCUGGAGAAAUGGCGAGUGAGGCAGCACCACAGGGCAAGAGCGUGGACGUCUGAAAACGCUGCCUCUUAGAGCUCCUCUCUGCUCAUUUAUCGCACACGUCUUGUGUUUUCAUGCUAUGGGGUGUCAUCAGGUGUGUUGGAAUACCUACAGAUGCAAGCGUCUUGGAUUGUGCUGUUUGUCAUGUGGGCUCCACCUUAGAGGUGAGUCAGUAUCAGUGUGCCAUUGUGGAGCUCAACGGGAUGAAAAACCAAGGAAGAUGUUGACUGAAACAAACCAAACCUCAAAUUAUAAAGACUAACCUCUACCAACACUAAAUGUUUCUGAUCUAGACCUUUUGGUGCAUGGGAUAACUAGAUGGAGAAGCCAAUUGGGAUGUUUAAAUUAAACUGAUUGCAAAUAAAGACUAGCAUUGAAGAUAUUUGUUGCACAUGCGGAAUUUGCUGUAACUAAAUGAAACUGUGGAAUCAUGGACUCCAGAAACCCAAAGAGAUGUGUCGCUCAUCAGAGGACACUGAACAUCAAGCCACUACAAGCCAAAGACUCUUUCUUGGAUCUUUUUACUGGACUCAUUAACUUUAUUCAGUGUAAAACAAUGAAGCUCUGCAGCUGCGUCAAUGCUUCAAUGGAAUUGCUGUUUUUCACAUUUAUGUUAAAUAUUUAUCUUUAGCCAUAUUGGCUAAUAAGAUUUUUCUCAAUGUUAUUUCUAUGAAAUGAUAGCAUUUUAUUGCCAUUAAUGUGGUAAACUUUGUUAGGUAAUAAUAAAUAUUUUGCAUUAUUUAAACAACUUCAGUUGCUUGUGAAUUUUUCUGCUUAUUUUAUGUCCCACUGAAAUGCAUAAUUUUGUUUGCUCUAACAAUAUUAACAUUUCAUAGAACAGAAUCAUGUGCCCCAACUGCAAUGUGUAUAUAGAUAUAUAUAUAUAUAGAGAGAGAGAGAGAUACUUAUACUAUAAAAGUACCAUGGUCAAACCAUGUCACCAUAUUUUUGUAAGCAGUCUCUGUGCUGAUUUUAAAAUGAUGUAAAUGUGAUAAAAGACACACAGUAAACACUUUCAA
Cyprinus carpio (common carp) is the source of this 2022-nucleotide messenger RNA. Its product is annotated as endothelin-1-like. Gene Ontology annotation, biological process: vein smooth muscle contraction; regulation of systemic arterial blood pressure by endothelin; intracellular calcium ion homeostasis. Gene Ontology annotation, molecular function: endothelin A receptor binding; hormone activity; endothelin B receptor binding. Gene Ontology annotation, cellular component: extracellular region. The record is from RefSeq and is a predicted model, not a curated record. Lineage: Eukaryota; Metazoa; Chordata; Actinopteri; Cypriniformes; Cyprinidae.